Messenger RNA from Blastomyces dermatitidis ER-3, 4977 nucleotides. RefSeq names its product pheromone-regulated membrane protein 6. Gene Ontology annotation, molecular function: potassium ion transmembrane transporter activity. Gene Ontology annotation, cellular component: plasma membrane. The record is from RefSeq and is a predicted model, not a curated record. Bases 959 to 2788 code for a protein of 609 amino acids. The transcript has 2 exons. Gene Ontology annotation, biological process: potassium ion transmembrane transport. NCBI's taxonomy places the organism in Eukaryota, Fungi, Ascomycota, Eurotiomycetes, Onygenales, Ajellomycetaceae.
CACAUUCACCUGCAGAUUUAAUAUUACAGACUGCAGAGGAUGGAGGAGGGGAAUCCGGGUGCAGCUUUUUCAUUAUUGUUAGGCAUUUCAUUCAUUCAGCGCUAGCAUUCACUUAAUUAUUUAUUCAUCAUUUUAACUACGCUGUAUAACUAUGAAUUCAUUAUUUAAUACGGAGUAAUUAAUUCCCCAAUUCCCCAAGGCUGCUGGCAUUUGCAAGCCCAACAACCCACUUUCCCCUGGUCUUGGCGCCCAGGCCCGCUAGUCCCGUUUAGCCACCCAGUGACCACCACACUCCCCCAACCAACCACAAUCGUCAAUCGUUCAAUUGUCAAUCAUCAAUCAUCAAUCAUUCAUCCAUCCAUUCUUUUAUCCUGACCAUUCUCCUUUCUUUCUAUCUCUCUCUUUCUAAUCUCUCUCUUUUCUAACCCAUGUUACGGAGUAGUUGUUUCUACCGUGGUCGUUCGAUCCAGUGCCCCCCCCCGCGCUGCUGCUGCUGCUGCUGCUGCUGCAAUCUUUCGUGUUGAAUCGCCGUUAGAUUGACGCCAACCAUUCAUUUCCCCACAAGUGUGAUCGAUGUAACACACCGCACAACUACUACUUCAAACCACUCUCCCUCUCUCUCUUCAGCGCCUAUCGUAGAGAUAGAUGUCCAAUUAUACACGCAUUUUACAUUUUGUAUACUGCUUCACAGUCAUUUAAAACAUUUACCACGCCUCUCACACCACGAUAAACCACUUUGUUGUCCUCUUCCUCUUCCUUCUUUUUUCCCCCUUCCCUCUGCGACCGGCUGGACCGAGAAUCGCGAUCACACACUCUCUCAAAAUAACUCACCGUGUACUCUUUGUACAUCACAUUUACAUUUCUCCUUACCCAGAAACUUGGUUGAACCAGGUCACUCUUGACUUUUUUAAUCGCAUGAAAAACAACUCUCAGAGAGAUCGCGGAUUCGUCUUAGACAAUGGGUUGUUGUACAUCUAACAGGAAGGAAGAAUACUGGGGACAUAUGCGACAAGAACAAAAAUGGGAUUACAUUAAUCUCCAAGACUUCAAGUCGACUACAUGUUUUACCCAACUCUCUUAUUUCAUUCUUUGGAUUUCAGUUUUUAUAUCGAUCGCUGUAUAUGGCGUCGACACCUUCACCGCUGUCAAUUUGAUCGCUUUCAAUCGAUGGUCCACUGAGGCAGAACAAUUAAUCCCCCGUUACAUCUCAAAAUGGAUCUUCGCAGGAUGCAUCAUGCUUUCCUUCGUUUUCCUCAUAUACCGAUGGAUUCGUGCGAUCCGUGUUAUGAAACAAGGAGGAGUCGCACAGAGUUAUCUUGACCCCCUAGCCGUUAGAAUUCAAAGUAUCCGCGUUGGGGAGAAAGGUCAAGGCUGGCGUCGUUUCCUGGUGUUUUACGAACUUACCAAGAGCAAAAAGGGCGCUGAUUACGUUGCCCUCUUCACGUACUUCAACUUUGAGGCAUGGAUGCGAACGGUCUUCGCCGAGGGCCCUCGACAGUUCAUUAAUGGGUCGAUUCUAUAUUCCGUAAUGGAGUCGGAUCUGAUUCUCCAAGGAGAACACGCACCCCCGGAAGGUACCUCUUCUGUCUCUCAGUUUUUUAGCAAUGUUGGAGCAUUGGCCGAUAAGGACAGGCGACAAGCUGUGAUUCUGUCAGCGAUGUUAUUUACCCUUGUGAUUUGGGUGUUCUCUGUCCUCAGCCUCAUGCUGUCGUGCGUCCUAUAUCUACUUUUUCUGUGGCAUCAUAUCCCUAGCGAAGACGGUUCCCUCACUGCCUAUUGUCGCCGCAAGAUUAAUAGGCGAUUUGAGAGAAUUGUUAAGGAGAAGGUCGACAAGGUAUUGGCCAAGGACGUCGUGCUGCAGGAUCGCGGUCCUUCUGACCCUGAACUUGCGACUGGUAUUGUCAAACGGCAGCCCACCCUGCCCACUUUCCAUCAGCCAAGCACGGACAAACUGCCAGAGAUGCCAGCUCUUUCCCGCCAGACAACUGUGUCGACGCUUCCGCUAUAUUCCAACGCCCCAUCUAGAGGCCCCACCCCUCAGCGUCAACCAACGUUGCCUAAUUUGCGCCAGCACAGUUCAGAUGAACUUCCAGAAAUGCCGGGACUAUCACGUCAGACCACAGUCUCGACUCUGCCGCCAUAUGCCAACUCUACAACACCAGGUGCCAAUUCUCACCGGCAACCAAGCCUGCCAGAUACCAACUGGUCCAACUAUGAUGAUAUGUCUAUGGGCAAUGGCAACCACAGCUCUCGCGUUUCCGAUGACAACCUACCCUUGGUGAACAAUGCCGCAGGGUUUAGCUACAACAAUGAACGAGAUUAUAAUCAAGGCCCUCCGGUCCUACCACCAAUCGAUAGGCAAGGAACACCACUGUCACUCAUGGCAGGUCCAAGGCCCCGCGACCACAUACCGCCAGGGCCGGACCCGUCAGCGGAUAACCAACAAUUCCCCUUCUCACCACCAAUGCCGGCGCUCAGCGACAGCGCUUCCCCCGUUAGCCGUUCGCAAACGUCACCCCCUGCGCGGCCAUACUCGCCACACCUUACUCCCAGCGGUGGUAGCGGCUACCCGGCCUUCCCAGCAAGCCCGGCGCCCCGGAAUCCUCUCCCACGUCUCCCGGGCGGUGGAAUGACCGCAGGCCCGCCUCCUAUCCGCAACUUUACUCGUCCAUCCACGACUUCUCCUUCCAAUGAGCAUGCCAACCGAUCCGCUGCCUCCAACAGACCCUGGCCGCAGCGAUCAGGCACCGCACCCCCUCAAAAUCCAUCGCCAUAUGGUGGAUUUUGAGGCGUAAAUAAGAAUAUGCAAAAUUAUUUAUGUGUUAUAUUACAAUAAAAUAUUCACAUCAUUUUGUGCUCGAUAUAUUGCGGGAGCAUUAGAUUUGUUUAGCCUAAAGGAUUGAACCCUCACGAGCCAGGAUUUUCGUAAAGUCUACCGGCGUUUUAAGGCUUCUGUGCUUUUAGUUUCUGCCGGACGUUGCUGGCGCAAAAGGCGAAAAGGGUAAAUUCGAUCCCAGUGGAAUAUGGAGACGUUUUUUUUAGUUCUAUUCUUUUAUUAUGGCUUUGGGCUCUGUGAAACUAGUUACCUACGUAGCUCUCACUUAGCCCGUAUGUUUUCAACACCUACCUACACACAUUGAGCUAUGGUCCACAAUGCCGCUCGAGUCACAUCUCACACACGACCGUCUACCCCUCACAUCGUUUCUCUUCGAUCUCAAUAGCUAUCCAAACAUUUCUCACAUUUCCUCACCAUUUCAUGUUAUCCAAAAGGGACAUUGUCAUGCUCGAUCCCGUUCUCCAUUUCAAUAUUCAUUUUUUGCCAUGUUCCUUUUCUCGUCUUUUCUCAUCAUUCCUUGCCACGACCUUUCCAAAAAUAGCAGAAACCAAGCAAAACUGGAUUUUGUUAAAGCCAUGCUUUUUAUAUCUACCCCUUUUUUCAUGAACGAGCACAAAUGAUCAAACAGAUACACACAAUACAACCACGCCCCAAAUACCCGAAUUUAUUUAUUUAUUUUUUGUAGUGGUUUUUAAUUCCAUUCACUUCUUGUUCUUUCUUCCCCACUUCUACUCGUUACGUUCGGUUACACUUAUGUCCAUGUUACUUACACUUCACAAUACCUAUCUAUACUUUGAUACCGGAUUCGCCCUUCUUCUUCUUCUUCUCUUGCGCAAAACUCUCUUUAAUCACUCUUGUUUAAAUUACCUCUUUUCCCCCUUUUUUCCAUUCCCCUUCUUCGCAUGAAUGUAACAUGAACAUAUAAAUUCUCAUCAACCAAUUGAAUAGGCCGAGCUUGGAAAAAUCUACCAGUGAAAGAAAGCAUUUACUGCUCCCCCCCCGCCCAACUCCUUUCUUUUUAUUUCACAUCUAUGUAGCUAGCCAAGUAGCUCGGUACAACCCCUUUUUUGAAAUAACUACAUGUAUCCUGUGCAAGCUCUUGGAAAAGUUAAUCUUGUACAUGUACAGUACGUUUUAAGUAAUUCCUUUUUUUAAAUUUUCCCACUUGCGGUUCCCUCAACUCCGGGGGCGCCGAUUCGAAAUAAAUCGUCGCCAAGAGAUAUAAGGCGCGCAGUCCGCUCCACUGAGUCCACCCCACAGGUUUUUCGUGGGUUCAACGGUAUCAUUACAUAGUAGGGGAGUAGUUAAGGUUCUGAAGGCCCACUUCCCGCGAUUUGAUGAGAAGCGCUUUUACUUUAGAUUACAUAGUAGAUGAGGAGAGAAGUAUCUGAUUAGAGCUGGUUGGCUAGCUGUGGAUAUCUAUAUCUAUAUCUAUAUCUAUCAUGGUUGGGUUGGGUAGGAAGGAGGUGUGGUGUUGGUGUGGAGAGAGAAUCUGGCAGGUCUGGGUUUUUUUGUUUCCUUUUCUUCUUCUUCUUCUUCUUCUUCUUCAGCUUCUGCUUUUCUUUCUUUCUUUCUUUCUCCCUUUUUUAUACACAUGAAGGACAGUUGCGGGAUCAUUUACACCGUCCCAUCCCACGAGAAGUGCGUGAGUUUGACAUAAAAUAAGUACAGACAUUUUACCCAUUCCAGCUCAGGAAGGACCAGGUGCCCUUCUGCUUGUUCGUACAUACAUACAUACAUAAAAUAUCGAGCUGUAGCUGUCCCAAGUGCGGGAGAGAGCCACCUACCCUAGUAUACCUAGUCACCAUGGUGGUGGUUUGUGAAGUUUCUAUGAUGUACUAUACAUGUACAUACCUAUACGUUACAGCAGCGCUCAUAGUCUUUAUAUGCAUGCUGUUUUAAAAGAAAGGUACUAGAAGAGGAACAAGUAUUGCUUUCUCAGGUGGGGAAUGUGUAUUCUGGACAUUGAUGGAACUUGGCGUAAGGAGUAGUUAAGGUAACUAAGUAGUAUUUUCAUGUUUACAUGUUUACAAAUGGAUGCUUCAAGUGGUUGUUUUCACUAGUUACUGGCGAACUAAGAAGCUGUUUUUUUCUUUUUAUUUUAUUUUCUUUUUUGAAGAUAUUCUACUCCAACAUCAAAG